CUUUGCACAUUUGUCUCCGAAGGGCCGACAUGGACUCCUGUGUCCUCCUAGCAUUUCUGCUGUUCUGCUGGGCAGAAGCAGCCUCUGCACCUGACCCCCCCUUGAAGUCGAUUCGUCUGGGGGAUGCUGUCACAUUGCCCAUGACCGUUCCCAAGGGCCAGAGCCUCAACAACCUCCUCCUGAGGGACUCCUCAAGAGAAGAAGCUAUCGCCAUCUGGAUGGACUCCAAAGACGUCAGUGUUGUAAACAUCAAAUACGCUAACCGGGUGACCUUCCAGAAAGACGAGAUAGCCUUCAGAAUUGCCAACCUCAGCCUGGACGAUGGGGGCACCUACGAAAUCUCCACCAGCUUCACCUCCUCCUCCCCAAAAGUGCUCGGCAGCUUCCUGGUGGCCGUAUUCAACAUCACCGAAAGGAUCUCCUCCUUGGGGAAUGAUUCCUGCUACAUUUAUCUGGACUGUGAAGUAGGGAUGGGGUCCGGCCACAGGGUGACCUAUGCCUGGAAGGACUCAGAGACUGGCACCACCCUCAGCCAGGUGGCCUGGCUCAUUCAGCUUGUGCACACCAACCACAAAAGGGCCUACACCUGCGCAGCCCAGACCCCCACCGCCCAGAGCACCUUCAGCUUCGUCCUCCAGCAUCCUUGCAUUCCCAACAUGGCAAGUCCAGGACCCUGGGCGUUGGGCUCUCUCCUGGUCAGAGGACUCCUGGUGACUGCUGCACUGCUGCUGCUGUGACCCAAGAAGACCCUGCUUCUCCCCCCCCCCCCCCCCCGACGCUUAAAUGGGGCAUCCAAAAGGCCUGAUGAAAGCUUAUCAUGGCACCAGCCCUUCCAGGUAGACCAAAUCACGCAACCCUCCAGAACUCUUAUUUCCUUGAGACAGGCUAGAAUAAGAGCAUUUUAUCAUUGCUUCUUACAUUCCAGGGAACCAACAACUCUUCCAAGCAGGGGUUGGCUUUCCCAGGGCUUAAUCAGCUUCAGCCCCCUUUGUUUAUUUCAUGGGUCUCGACACCCCGCAAGGCAUCUCCAACCCCAGCCCACCCACAGCCUCUCUCGGGCUCCCACGUGCUGGCACAGGGAGGUCCCUGUAGUGCCAGUUCUUAAGGCUGGAGGAGCAACCUGUCCGGCAGGUGGCGGUCAGGGGCUGUCAUGAUUGAAAAGCAGCUUUCCUCCCUGUUUCCCAGGCGAGCGUUUGUGUUGAAGUGCUUCAGGACGGGCCGUCUGCCUGCUGUUACCCAUUAAAAGAUGCGGUGAAA
Messenger RNA from Pantherophis guttatus, 1257 nucleotides. RefSeq names its product SLAM family member 6-like. Lineage: Eukaryota; Metazoa; Chordata; Lepidosauria; Squamata; Colubridae. The record is from RefSeq and is a predicted model, not a curated record. Gene Ontology annotation, cellular component: membrane.